AUGCCUGUCAAUCAUAGCAAGUACGUCAACAUAUUGCUUGUUAUGGUCCCUAUAGGCGUCAUCGCGGGGGCGUGCAACUGGAGCCCAUCCGCCGUCUUCGCCGUCAACUUUUUCGCUAUUAUCCCGCUCGCCGCUGUCUUGUCGUUUGCGACCGGACAGAUUGCAAGAAAGCUGGGUGAGACCAAUGGAAAAUUGCUGAAUGCCACCUUCGGCAAUGCCGUCGGGCUCAUUGUGAGCAUUGUUGCCUUGAAAGAAAACCAUAUCGAGUUGGUGCAGUCCAUUAUGCUUGGCUCAAUCCUCUCCAAACUGCUUCUUGUGAUGGGCAUGUGCUUCUUCUUUGGCGGCAUUGUCAACAUGCGCGACGGAGUCACAUCCCAGGGCUGGAGUACUUCGCCUACGCCUCUGACAUUAUGGGCAACCACAUGGCCGGAUGGACUAUGAAGCACGCGCAGACCUUCAUCUUUGCCGGUCUGUACUACGGCCAGCUGGGUCGGGUUCUGGAGAGUGACGCCAUGUUCUUUAACGCCGCCCGAGCACUGAACAUGAUUAUGCGC
Molecule: messenger RNA, 554 nt
Organism: Colletotrichum destructivum
Lineage: Eukaryota; Fungi; Ascomycota; Sordariomycetes; Glomerellales; Glomerellaceae
Product: Putative calcium/proton exchanger, sodium/calcium exchanger membrane region
Exons: 2
Coding region: 1-441 (146 amino acids)
Biological process (GO): calcium ion transmembrane transport; intracellular calcium ion homeostasis
Cellular component (GO): fungal-type vacuole membrane
Molecular function (GO): calcium:proton antiporter activity
Source: RefSeq, a predicted model, not a curated record